Messenger RNA from Somion occarium, 4355 nucleotides. The record is from the annotation of a GenBank genome assembly. NCBI's taxonomy places the organism in Eukaryota, Fungi, Basidiomycota, Agaricomycetes, Polyporales, Cerrenaceae.
GUUUACCUCUCAACGUAAACGUUCCGACAACUCAAAUGGCUGGAUGUUGGGAGGUUCCCAGCACGUGUCUGGUACGCGAGCCUCGCGUCGCUACGAGGCUGUUUGGCAUUGUGGGUCCAUCUGUUAGGAUAAAUUCCCGCGGUUGGAUUUUUGAGCUCUUGUCCUGGACGUUCACGCUUGUUGCUUUUCGUUUGCCUCGCAUUUUGGUUCCUGCUUGACGGCUCCACGAAGGCCUUACGCCAGAUACGCCCGCACGCACACGACACUCCCUACAAGACCUCUUCAAGAAACAGUAACGCAUACCAACCUACGAAGCUACAGAUAUGCUGCCAAUCAUCGCAACUCUUGCUCUCGCCUUUGUAUCCUUCUUUGCUUCAGCUUUCGUGAUACUUCGCAUUGUAAUACCAAUUUUACCCCCUCAUCCGCUAAGCCGUCGGGUUCCCCCUUCUGAAUUUGGUCUUCCUAACUUCAAGUCUCUUUCUCCCGCAGAUAAGAGCCACAUUUGGCUCGCUGUAUGUGACAUCCUGGCCCUCGCCAUCUUCGUUUGGCAAGUAAUCACCGAAUACCUCGGUGGCCCCUCUGGUUAUGGCGUCGUUCAUGACCCUGCCUCUGCUGUUCGACUGUGGCUUGCAACCACCCUCAGACAGUCUUGCCUACUCAUCGUUGCAUCGCUCACUCUCCUCCAUGUUCGCCUAGGCCGCCCUGUAUCCUUUGGAGAAAAGCAUUGGAUGCUCUGGGGUCCCACUGCGGUCCUCGCCAUAACGUCUACCGCACUCGCAGGCGUCUUUGCCGGCACAAAUGUUGCUAGUUUCUUCAUUGGAUUGACCGCCUAUUCUACCACCCUUGCAGUCAUGAGCACUGUAGCCUUCGGUUGUCUAAUUGGAACUCUCAUUAUCAUCAAGCGAAACCUUGCUGCUUUGAAUGAGAUGAGAGAUACUUGGCCUCCUGUUCAGGAAGCCGCCGAUAGGCCUCGUCCGUCAUUCGCCACAGAGGAUAUUGAUGCGAUAAAGGAUGGAAGCUCGUGGAUCACUUCUCGCGCAAGUUCACGUCACGACUCGAUAUCUGCAUUCUCUUUCUCGACGCAUCAUACACACCAUUCCGCGAAGCCAUCUAAUGGAAGUGUUCGUCUGAUGCCAGCGGCCAUGGCCUCGAAUCCUUCCAUUCCUCCGAAGUCGUCCUACUGGUUCAACCCUGCUACUCCGUAUGGCAACGGCCGUGAUUCGCCUGUUCCUCCCGUACCUCCACUUCCGUCACCAUACAGACCAUCCACAGCUCCAUCCACCGGUACACUUCAUGACGGUGUCGGGUUCCAUGACGAUGAUCCAUUCAGACGUCAAGCUCCUCGUAUGGGCUCACAGUCGUCUUGGCUGUCCGAGCAUUUCUCGGAACAGGCAACUCUUUCCGCUUGGUCUUUCCCAACCACACGUCCGGGAACACCUGCUGCUUACCCUUCUACUCCAGAUUUGCACACGGAGCUACUUCCUUCAACAGCGGUGUCUCGUCCUUUGACACCUGCUAUGGUUAGCACGGACGUUCUUGGUGGUUAUGGUUACUCUCCCGAGGCAAUGCAUGCAGAGAAGGGGAUCGCUGCUGUCAAUGCCGCCACUGGCGGUGAGGUUGACAUCUCGGUUUAUCGUGCUAUUGGAUGGCUCAUCACAGUUUGGGUUCCUCUGGCCUUCGCUCUACCCUAUUACCUGAUGCUCGGACCCACACAUCCCCUCAGCUCAACCGUUUCUUCCGUACUGCUCGUUCUGUCGGUCACCUUGUCAUCACCUAUCCUAGCGCUCAACAUUCUCCUCCGUUCUCCACUCCCUAUUCCAACUGGUCUCUUUGACAGUCACAGCGACCCUCCAUCUAUGGUCAUGCGCGCCCCUUCUCCAGCGAGUACUCUUCCGAUGUUCUCUCACGAGUACAAACGCAGUGGAAGCGUGACUGUUGUCGAGGGCCGCCGUAGUGGUGAUGUGUGGAUUGCUAACGGAAACGCUGUCGAUGGUAGGAACAAACUGGGUCGUGCUGUUGGUCUACUUUCCGUGAAGCCGAAGCUUUCGGUAUUGCCACCUGAGGGCAAGUUCCUCAAUGAAGAACUUCUUACGCCCCCAUUGCCCAUCCAGAUGCACGACAACUUGCCUUCGGUUCCACAUACUCCUCAGUCAGAGAUUAGUGCAGAGAUGGGUCGUCACGGCAGGCCAAGAAAAGAUUCGAAACCCUCAUCGUACUAUUCCGGUGCAGACGACUCCGUUGCUUUUGCUACUCAGAUCAUGAUUGCUCAAAGGCAUUAUUCGACUUUGGCCACUACAGUUGUCCUUCCACCUUCUCCUGAACAUCGCGCUUCGUCUAUGGAUGUCGCCGUUAGUGGUGUUGAGCCUGAUGCAGUUGACCCCACAUCUCGCCGUUCCAGCCAUCUUCGUGCUCGUUCCAUUUCGUCCAUCGCCGGUCCCCCUGUCAGUCCUCCUCCUGCCUCCCCGCUUCCGCCCACACCUCCAUCUAUCAAGGAACGCAAAGCAGCCCGUCUUACACAUAGGAAAUCGUACUCAUCCGGAUUCUCCUUCGGUGCUAUCGACAACACCGCGGAGAUCGACGCGCUUUCCGCCGGUGUAUUGCCUUUGCUUGUUCCUGGAUUGAAGGUGGGAAGUGAUAUGAAGAUUAGCAAGGAGUGGAAGGUCUCUUCACCUACGACUAUGGGUAAGAGUAGCACGGUGGGGGGUCGCAGGUCUAGGCAGAUCCUUCCCCAAGAACUGGGCGGUAUCUCGACUGACUUCUCGUCUCCUGAGAUGCAUUCCACUCCUGCUGAGAGGAAGGAGGCGAGGACGAGAAAGACCUCUCACAAGAGGCAUCACUUCAGCCUUCCCAGCCUCGGAAAGGAUGGCAUCCAUGCACUGUCAACUUGGCGUACAGAAUUGAACCGUGAAAUUGACACCAAGUUGACCGUCACGGUGAGCGAGUCCACCCGCAGGAACACACUGCAAUGGGAAGGAGAUGUUGUUCCCGGCGGCUCAGGCUCAUCCCACUUAAACGUCGUUCAAGAAGAGGACGAGGCAUUACGACCAACCUCUCCUGGUCUGUAUCCAGCUCCCAGAAGGCCCGUUGGUUCUCUAUGUCCCCCAAGCGACGUUCCAGAGAACAUGACCUCCCAACGGAAUUCGUUGAACAUGCUCAUCACCGCUUUAGAUCAAGAACUGCGUAUGGCUCCUCCUUCCGCCAAUUCUGAGGUAACACUCUUCGACUUCAACCCUAACGAUGGGUCUGGACCUCAAGCUGAAAGCACUCCACACGAAUCACAACGUACUCACACAAGAUAUUCCGGCCAACACGAACCUGCACCUCCUGUUCCCAAACUUCCCAAGAGUUCCCGACGCUCAAGCAUUGUGUAUAUUAAAUCUGACGAAAACACAGCUCCGACAGUUGCUGCUACGACACGACCAUCGACUACCCCUACUCGCUUAGAACAACUGACCUCGCGCGUUCGACCACUUAUACCCAAAGUACGAUCGAACAAGCUUCAGGCAAAGACUUCGACUUCACCCACUUCAUCUGAAAACUCCCCCGGCGGGGGUCUCCGCCCGCUUUCGCUCUUGCAAAAUCGGGAGGUAAACCAGGGCGUUGGUCUCUCGAAGGUAGAGACCCGUCCUCUUACACCUGGCAAGAAGAAACGGGGAUCCAAGAAGACAGUGGUUGAUGAGAACGCCCCUGAAUCAGAUCCUAACUUGAAGAAGAGUUUGAAACCCUUGAAACUUUCUCGUUCGGAAACCACCAAACAGCGCGCGAUAUUGCGAGCAAGGGAAGUCAUUCCGGAUGUUGUCGUCCGGCCACCUUCACAGUACACCGAGUACACUUAUGGAUUCUGAUGAUUGAAUCCACGUUUUCUUUUCAUGUGACAUUGGCUUUCGUUUCAUGUUGAUAUUGUUCCCUCGCUUUUGCCUUUCAUGUCGUGCUGAUCUAACGCCCUCACGUUUGUUGCAAUGCUGUUACUCACCCCUCUAUGCUUUAUGCUUCCCCUUUCUCCUGUCAUCUUGCUGUUCUCUAUUGUUCUUUAGGUCUUGGACGAAAUGUCUCAUUAUGCUCUGUCUAUCUCUCAAAGUCCUAGUCCAACGUCACUCUGCAUUUGUCUUACCCCUGCUUUCUUCGCUCUUGCAUUGUUUUCUUCCAUUUUCUGUGCUAGUCACCUUACAACUUGAAGUUGCUCUGUCGCCUUCAUGUAGAUACCUUUCGUAUGUUCUUACUCUACAAGCGCAUAGGACGCUCAAACUUAUCUUUCACUUAUUCUCUAUAGUUACAAAGAUCAUCAAUAACUCAACCGAAACCGAGACAGAAGUGGUAUGAUAUUAUCAUAAUGAGAAUGAACUUGCACAUUGUCC